AUGGCAUCAUUCGAUGCGUUUAGCAUGGACGGCGAUGCGUCGGCGCGUGCAUUUGAUGAUGGUAGAUUCACCGGUUACGCCGCCUUCACCAUGCCUGACACUCCACCUUAUUCCGCUGGCGGUGGCGACGGAGUGUAUACUACGGAGUUCGAGGAGUCGGAGUAUGUGACGGUAGAUCACGUAUCGCACUCGGUGGAUAGUUCCGAUCCUUUCGGAUUCGGGUCGAGUCCUGAUUCGGUCCCGGUCUCGAAUGGCAACGGGAAGGCGCCUUAUGAUAUUGGCCAAGAUUCGGAGGGAAUGUUUAGCUCUGACGGGCCGAUCCUUCCGCCUCCCACUGAGUUGCAACCUGAAGAAGGAUUCGCUCUUCGUGAAUGGCGGAGGCAAAAUGCCAUCCGCCUUGAGGAGAAGGAGAAGAGGGAAAAAGAGUUGCAAGCCCAAAUUAUACAAGAAGGUGAAGAGUAUAAACAAGCUUUCUAUGAGAAAAGAAAGCUUAAUGUAGAGACCAACAUGACCUCCAACAGAGAGAAAGAGAAGUUAUACUUGGCCAAUCAAGAAAAGUUCCACAAAGAAGCAGAAAAGCAAUACUGGAAAGCUAUAGCGGAGCUUGUUCCUAAUGAGGUACCCAAUAUUGAGAAGAAGGGAAGGAAGAAGGAUCAAGAGAAGAAGCCAUCAAUAACUGUCAUUCAAGGGCCCAAACCUGGAAAACCUACCGAUCUUUCAAGAAUGCGCCAUUUAUUGGUGAAGCUGAAGCAUAACCCUCCACCUCACAUGUUACCGCCUCCACCUACUCCGGCCAAGGAUGGGAAAGUCAACAAAGAUGGAAAAAAUGUCAAAAACGAGAAAGAUGUGGUGCGUAGUGCAACUGGAUCAGUGGCUAAAGAGGCUCCCAAUGCACCUGCAAAGGAUGCAACUUCUAAUGGUUCUUCACUCUCUACUGAAGAACCCAUUACUCCAGCCAACGGCCAGCCUGCUAGCUGA
Messenger RNA from Fraxinus pennsylvanica, 978 nucleotides. The record is from the annotation of a GenBank genome assembly. Lineage: Eukaryota; Viridiplantae; Streptophyta; Magnoliopsida; Lamiales; Oleaceae.